UUAAAUUUACUGAGUCUUUUUCAGAUUUGGGUGACGCAAGAAUGGGAGGGAACGAGUUGGAAGUUUUAAAUCAUUAUAAUAAGAAAAUUCUAAAAUACAAGGAUGAUGUAGCCACCCUACUAAGGUGUCUGGAAAAGCUGAAUAUGGUGAAAGUCAAUAUUUCCUUGUUACAGGAAACGGGUGUUGGAAGAACUAUCGGUGUUCUCAAGAAACAAUAUGGGGAUUCAGAAAUUGGUGUGAAGGCUCGUGAUCUCGUCAUGAAAUGGAAGGAGGUUGUCCGGAGUGAGGAGGCUGAAAGGGAGGUUGCCCCGGAGGAGGAUGAGGAUGAAGAGGAGGAGGAGGCGGAAGAGGAGGAGGAGAGAGAAGACGAGAGGAUUCCAACUUAUAUUCCCACUCCGCUAAUUCCCCUGUACAUUCCAACACCAAUUGACAAUCUUGAAAUAAAGCGGGAACUACCGGACUCGUACAAUCCAGCAGAAGAGAAAGUGAUGAAUGGAGGUUUAGGAAAGAUGUUUAAAGAAGAACCUGCAAUCAAGAAGGAAUUAACGAUUAAGGAAGAAACCCCCAAACCACACAAACAUAAGAAAAGCCACCGAGACGAAAAAUCUGAUGAAAGAAGAAGUGAAAGCAAAAUAAGAAACAGAGAAGAGGAGGAAAAAGUGAAAAAUAGAGAAAAAAUGGCGAAAAAGCAUAAAGAUAAAAAAGAAAAAGAUCCAGAAAGAAAAGAGAAGGAGCUGGUUAAAACAGAACACAGAAAGGAGCAUAAACCUUCCAAAUCAUCACACCGAGAUAAAGAAAGAGAAAAGGACAAAGAACGAAGUGAUAAAGAAAGAGAGAGAAAGAAGAACUGUGAUAAAGAAAGACAUGAAACCAAAGAAACUGGGAUUGUCAGAAUAAAAACUGAAACACUUGAUGAAAAUGAUCUGAGUGGAUUUCUAAAACCGUCCGGGUCUCUUAAGGAGGAGAAAGUUUUAGUAAAACUAGAAAACGGAGAACGAAGAGACAAGGAAUCCAAUAAAAGUGACAAACAGUCGCAUAGAAGUGAUAAAGGCAGUGACAAAGAACACAAACGUGAUAAAGAAAAAAGCUGUGAUAAAAAACGAUCGAGUGAUAAGGAGAAACUAAUUGAUAGAGAAAGACAAAGAGAAGCAGAGAGGCAAAAGCGAAAAAUGGCGGAGCGCAGUUUACAAGCAGAGGAUGAUAUGUAUGUUUCAUACAUGUUAUAUUAAAGGUGGAGCACAGUUUACAAGCAGAGGAUGAUAUGUAUGUUUCAUCCAUGUUAUAUUAAAGGCGGAGCAAAGUUUACAAACAGAGGAUGAUAUGUAUGUUUCAUCCAUGUUAUAUUAAAGGCGGAGCACAGUUU
Eurytemora carolleeae is the source of this 1363-nucleotide messenger RNA. RefSeq names its product DEAD-box ATP-dependent RNA helicase 42. The coding region runs from base 42 to 1229 and encodes 395 amino acids. Gene Ontology annotation, cellular component: nucleus. Lineage: Eukaryota; Metazoa; Arthropoda; Copepoda; Calanoida; Temoridae. The transcript has 7 exons. The record is from RefSeq and is a predicted model, not a curated record.